AUGAAACUUGCCCACGACCCUUUCUUAAGUGGCUCACCAAUUCGUUUUUCCCUGCCAGCCAGUCACGAGUGCAUCUUCCCAAAUGCACCCGGGCGAAAUACAGUUCAUUCGGCAACAACAUUUCUCCCUGGCGAUUGGAUUCACAUGUGCCUCUGCAAAUGCGUCCAGUUAACUUGGCCCACUUCUAAAACUACCUGGGCCGACGUGGGUGUGAUUCCUCCCCAAGAAACUUGGUUCCGCACAAAUUCAGGCAUCGGAGAUGGGCCUUGGCGUGUGACCCUUGAAAAGGUCUGCAUCCCCCAUUUCCCUGUCCUGCGAUUGAACUUUUCAGCUGGGAACCUACCUCAUCCGUCUUUUCUGAGAAUUAAUGCACAAAGGGAGCAGAUUUUGUAA
Molecule: messenger RNA, 393 nt
Organism: Protopolystoma xenopodis
Lineage: Eukaryota; Metazoa; Platyhelminthes; Monogenea; Polystomatidea; Polystomatidae
Source: the annotation of a GenBank genome assembly